Messenger RNA from Leptopilina boulardi, 783 nucleotides. RefSeq lists its product as uncharacterized. NCBI's taxonomy places the organism in Eukaryota, Metazoa, Arthropoda, Insecta, Hymenoptera, Figitidae. The transcript is spliced from 5 exons. The record is from RefSeq and is a predicted model, not a curated record. Bases 84 to 692 code for a protein of 202 amino acids.
AAAUUCAAUUUUCAGCCCUGUUCGGAUAUCGUCUGCUCCACCAUCGAAUAAUUUAAAAGUUUUGACAGUUUAAUUUUUAAAAGAUGGAUAAAAUUUCGAAAAUUCGAGAAAAACAUCAGACUUCUGAUGUGUCUGAGUUAACAGAAAAAAUUAUUGAAAAUUUAAAACUAAUGAAGAACGAGGACGAUAAAAAGAAGCAAAUUAUUGAAGAACAGGAACUUGAGCUUCGAACAGUUUCAUCGAAACUUACUUCACUUCUUAAUGAAAUGGAUAAGUCAAAUAGUGUUUUAGAUGAUAAAAUUGAUGAAUUGAAAAAGUAUAAGGAAGAAAUUGAACUUCUAGAUUCAGAAUGUAAGCAAAUCGAAGCAGAAUCAUUGAAAUUGCAAUUAAAAAGAGAUUCAUUAAUUAAUAAGAAGCCUAAUCCCAAGGACCAAGCUACACUAGAGCAAGGAGUAAACAAAUUCCAUCUGUUGAAACAACUUUCUGGAAUUCGUUGGAAUUUCGAAACAUUGGAAGAAAAUACAAGUGGCUAUAUACAUAAUAAGGAUAAAAAUUACAUUCAUGCUUUUGAUUUUGAUUCAAAAAUACAGGAUGAAAAAUUAAGCAAUGCAUUAUGGGAGGAAAUUGAAAAAUCAACAAAUCCUCCAACAUCAGAGACAAAAGGAAAUAAUGAUAAAUUAGAAAAAAAAUAAAGAAUCAUUGUCUAAUUAAUAAUAUUAUUUUAUUAAAAUAAAAAUUCUUUUUCUAUUUUUAUAUAUAAAUAAAUGUAUAUAAUGUAUAAUA